AUGGCGCCUUUCCCAGAGGUGCGGGCACUUCCUGGUGAUGUUGUCCGACGGUCUCCAAAGCGACCGACGGAAGUCUUUGACAGCCUUGUUCGAUACUUCAAUGAUCAGCCGGGCUAUGACCAGAUGGGUGUUGACGUGACGGUCUUGAGCCUCGCGGAGCACGAGUCCUGGCUUGAGGUGGACCUGAUGUUCGAGUUCGUCGUGUUCCGCGUCGCGGUGAGGGUUUUCGAAGACGAGGCCGAAGUCCCCACCAGCACUGUGGUCUCUUUCAGGGAUCUGCUCAGACAGGACUCUCUGAGAUUCAGCAAGCUGGUUCACCUGAUUGAGCACGGGGUCUUGCUGGAUGCCGACAGCAAGAGCGACAACAAGAGUGACAGCAAGCCGACACCCUACCUUGAUUUUGACGAAGAAGAUGACUUGGAGCUGCAUGCAGGAGAGGCGAUGGAAACGGUGCUGGCGCUGAUGACGUCCUGUGUUGAAUCACAGAAAUCUGCCCCAGAUGCUGCACAGAUCUUGGCUUUCUGGGCUCACAACAGCCCAUGCACUCGGGCCACCAUCGCCCAAGCAGCAGCGCAACGGAAUGUCGUGCAAGGAGUGAAAGAAGCCUUGACACAGCAGAGCAAGCAGAACGAAGUCCUUCCUCAAGUUUACCCGCUGCUCGCAGCUUUGCAACAGAGUGCCUGCAUCGCCCCCGAAGAUCUUGCAGCUUUGAAGGUAGAUGCGAUGAAAGGCUCUGAAGCUACGAGCCUGGUUGAUCUCGCGAGCAUCCCUUUCCUCCUUGGACCGUACCGUCUUGUCACGCAACUCUUUCGAUGA
Symbiodinium natans is the source of this 816-nucleotide messenger RNA. The record is from the annotation of a GenBank genome assembly. NCBI's taxonomy places the organism in Eukaryota, Dinophyceae, Suessiales, Symbiodiniaceae.